AACACACCACUCCUAUGAAACUAUGAAACUAUCAAUCUAUUAUUGGCUUUUCAAGGGAAUCACAGCUAGUGUGAGCUCAGCACCGUAACUACAAGAUCUGUCUGGCCAACGUCUUGUUUACUAUCUACCUGCAGCUAUGGCAAAGCCAAAUCCUUACCCCGAACUGAAGUUCGAGAAGAAAAAUAAAAAGAUGCAAAAGGUCCCCAGUUAUGCACGUAUUCAAAAGCGACCAAUCCCACAUCCACCAGCCGCCUCUCCCUAUGCCGGGGCGAAAAUCCCCAAAGUGGUUUAUGUUUCAACCAAUACACCGUUUAUGAGCGCCGCAAAACGCGUGCAGAAGCUGCUCAGACAAGCCGAACGACGCGCAAUAUCCAAGAUUGAUCUGAGCGAUAAAGUUAGCGAGAAGCAGAAGCUUUCCCAGCUUACGGAGAGUACCGAGAAUCUUAAAAAAGAGGAGGUUUUUAUCAAAGCGACGGGUCGAGCCAUUGAAAAGGCGAUGAGCGUUGGGAAAUGGUUUGCGGAAAAAGAGGAGUACGCGAUCAGAGUGAACACUGGAGCCGUGAUGGUGGUUGAUGAUAUUGUGGAGGAUGAGAAGCUUCAGCGGAAACAGGAGAAAAAAAGGGAAGAAGAAAACAAUGCUAUUCCGGACGCACUUAAAGAAGCUCCGCAUGAACUUGAUGCCAUUGCGCAAUCCACGGAUGGGGCCAACCACACUGCUGGCCCAUUUCAAAAAUCGAAACCCGAAACAAAGAAGCGUAAGAGGCAGAGGAACGAGGCAGUCGAUGCAAAUGGGGAACUCCUAGAGUCUCGCACUCGUUGGGUGAAUAUGGUAGAGAUUGCGGUCACGUUGAAAUGAGGUUGUACCGAGCAUAGUUUGCACGCCAGAGCGAACAGUACAAUUUGGAAACACCGGUUGCGACUCCCGCCGUAAUACGACCAUACCUAGACUAGAGAUAUAGAUGCGCGCCAUGAGUCCCCAAUACGGGACGGGACGGACCGCGGAGCUUCAAUAAUUGCGGACACCGAACUCUCGUCAUCUUCAAUUCACAAUCAUUGGGGACCUGGGACAUUUGUGCAACUAGCACGUCCAAAAUAUUUAAGGGACACGGUUGCGUUGCGUCCUACUUUUGAAAAUCGGUUUGAACAUGCCUUCCUAUGGAUUUUUCCGGCUAUAGACAGAUUAGCGAGUCUAUGGAUUACCCGAAUGCAUAACACCCGCUGCUGCGCUGCAAUUUCCCGGUACAGAUACUUUACCCUCUGCUAGGAAGAUAUAUAUUUGAGGCCUGAUUCCUGGAUAUUCUGCUAUACUAGAGUUUAACCAUUCUCCGAAGCUACAAAUGGCCGCAAUAAACAUUUACCUCUCAAUGACAUGGAGGACGCUUGGAUCCCUGGCGUUGAUCAAGCGAAUAGAUAUUCAUAGUCGUGGAUCAACUCAUACCUGGCCGAUCCGGGAGCCAAUUGCAGUAUGAGCUGUACAUGGACACAAACCAUGUCAGUAUUGCGAGUUGCCUGCGCGUGGUAGUAUGCCGAAGUUGUUUUUAUUUUUAUUUUUUAAAUUCUGUUUCCGAGAUCGAGGUCUAAAUAGUUCAGAGGCUAUCCAUCGCAAUAAUAUUUAUUGAUCUAAGAACAGUGAAAAUACAAUAUUCUAUCACCCUCAUGAACAUCAGAUACAUUUCCUGGUCAAGCUGCCCUGCGUUGGUUGACCGGCUGAUUCCAGCUAACUCGUAAUUUC
Blastomyces gilchristii SLH14081 is the source of this 1732-nucleotide messenger RNA. RefSeq lists its product as uncharacterized. Gene Ontology annotation, biological process: tRNA 5'-leader removal; intronic box C/D snoRNA processing; rRNA processing. The record is from RefSeq and is a predicted model, not a curated record. Gene Ontology annotation, cellular component: nucleolar ribonuclease P complex; ribonuclease MRP complex. Gene Ontology annotation, molecular function: RNA binding. The transcript has 2 exons. The coding region runs from base 137 to 856 and encodes 239 amino acids. Lineage: Eukaryota; Fungi; Ascomycota; Eurotiomycetes; Onygenales; Ajellomycetaceae.